Molecule: messenger RNA, 2172 nt
Organism: Helianthus annuus (common sunflower)
Lineage: Eukaryota; Viridiplantae; Streptophyta; Magnoliopsida; Asterales; Asteraceae
Product: glutathione S-transferase T3-like
Exons: 2
Coding region: 884-1576 (230 amino acids)
Source: RefSeq, a predicted model, not a curated record
GAGCAAUAAUAGACAAAAUGCAAGUAGGUUCAACAUCAGCUUCAUAAGGCAAUGCGGCAUGUGGCUUGGGUUGGGGUGUGGGUUGGGGGAAAACAUUCAAGGCACCAUCUCGGAUGAGUUUGGGUUGGGGCGUGGCCCCUGGGCUUGGGUUUCAAGCCGGGCGUGGGGCGGGGGAAGGGAGCUGACAUGGCGGGCUGUGUAUGGCCAAAAGAAAAGAGCCGUUGGGCUAGCCGUUGGCCAACAGCUAUAUUAAAAAAAAAAUUAAUUUUUUCUUCCAUUUUUUCACUAUAAAACUCACAUUUUUCUUCCAUUUUUUACCACAUUCAACCACAUCUUCUAUACAUCUUCAAUUCUUGUUCUACAAAACGAAAAAAUGCAUCCUUACAACCGUCCUUUUGACCCGAGCAGCCCGUAUGGAUUCCAAGAAAAUAAUCCUAGCCCACCACCUACUCGUCCAAUAGCUCGUUCAUUUUUCAUACACUCUCCUAUGCCCGACGUGGCGGGUUAUGCAUCAUAUAUCGGGAAUCGUUUAUUUACUAACUUCACACACACCGACGAUUCGAUACCUACCCCGUUUUCACAAUCGCCCAUCGACCUUUCACCAACCUUCAUCGACCUUUCACAAAACGAAUCCGUUCCCGAAACUCAACCACCCAAUGAAGGUCCUUCCGCAUCGAAACCCAUCAAAAAGAGAAGUCAUAAGAAAAAAAACCGAGGAGGAUAAAGUAGUUGAAACCGCCAAACGAAAACAACAAAAAUGGGUCGUUGCUGAAGAAGUUGCAUUGGCGAGCGCUUGGUGUGAACAAUCUCAACAUUCAACUUUAGGAAAUUCGCAACAUCGAACGCCCUGUGGGAAUCUGUUAGUAGACUAUUCAAUGAAGAAAUGGGUAGGGAGACUUAUCGUGAAAACGAUAGCUUAUCCUCAAAGUGGAGCGAGAUAAGCACCCAACUUACAAAAUUUAGCGGUUUUUUAAAUAAAGCAAAGCAAAACCCUAAAAGUGGUGAAACCGAAGCCGACAUUUUGACAAAUGCAGUGGUCACAUUCAAAUCAAAUAUGAAGACCGACUUCCGUUUCUUGCAUUGUUGGGAGAUUUGUAAGUUCCAUCCAAAGUGGGCGACUAUCCCCAUUGGUAGCGAAACUAACUCGUCUUCCAAAAGGUCAAGGGUCUCGUCCCAAGCCCAAUCUGAUGCACGAGAUCAAGAGUUUGAGGACCUUUUGGAUGAUUCGCCAGGCCCAAACCGGCCUAAGUAUGGAAGAAAUGCCUCAAGAAGGCGUGCUCAAAAAUCUAGAUCUGAUACGGCAUCGCCUUCAGCUGGGAGUUCUGGCUCGCGUAGGGGAUUAUACAGCGACCAAUUGGAUGACAUUUCAUGCAAGUUGGAUACAUUCAACGUAUUCCAACAACAAAGGGCCGAAAUACGAAGGAGCAAAGAAGCUAGAGAUGCCGCUAGAGAUGCCCAGAAACAAAAAUGGGAUGAUUUGAAAUUUCUAUCCCAGCCCAUUGAUCACCUACAGGGUGACGAGUUAGAACUAGUCUUGGCAUUGAGAGAAGAGAUAAAAAACAAAUAUAAAAGUUAAGAAUUUUUUUUUGUAAUUUUCUUUAUUUAAAAAUAUUAAAAAAAUUAAAUUUGUUGUUUUAAAUAAUAUUGAAAUAGCCCAGCGGGUCAGCCCAGCGAAGCCCACCAAACCCACGCCCCAAACCCCCGCCCCACCAUACCGUGUUGAAUGUGGGUUUAGCCUAUGUCUGCCACCCAUUCCACGUGUCAACCAAUGCCCAACCUACGCCCCAACCCAAGCCCAACCAUACCUCACGGUCUAAGCUACCUGCACUUCAAAAGUAUAGUUGGAUAUUUUUAUCAAAUAUAGAUCCAUAAAAAGAAGUCUAAGAUUUGCCAAAUUACAAAUUUUCGUUAAGCAACACGUGAAACAAUCCAACAAGAUGUGUAACGUAGUGUCUUUUACGAGUGACAAAUUGACAAUAGUAGUUUAGUAGCCAAAGGCGCACGCCUAAGCACAGAGGCGCCUUCCCCUCACAUAGAUGCAAGGUAUGGAACUUUCAAGAGCAAAAUCAAGCGCAUGCCUGUGGUUAAGAUUCAAUCUUAUUUUGUUUGGGUUUUAACCAUUUCAUUGAUGAUGAUAAAUAAUGGAUCUUGCUUUCUUUUGCAUUGAUAUUU